Messenger RNA from Bacillus rossius redtenbacheri, 1425 nucleotides. Its product is annotated as mutS protein homolog 4-like. The coding region runs from base 93 to 794 and encodes 233 amino acids. Gene Ontology annotation, biological process: mismatch repair. The transcript has 5 exons. Gene Ontology annotation, molecular function: mismatched DNA binding; ATP binding. Lineage: Eukaryota; Metazoa; Arthropoda; Insecta; Phasmatodea; Bacillidae. The record is from RefSeq and is a predicted model, not a curated record.
AUAUUCGUUUCAAAGGGAGAAAUGUCAGCAGGGUACGCGGGCUGCGAACUGAUUGAUAUUAUUCCCGGUUAAGUUUCACUUUAAUAUUUACAAUGAACGUUACACAGAGUGAUACAUAUUUAAACAGAUUUCAAACAAAUAUGAAAAUAAAAGGUAGAGGAAGGCCAACGUUUACAGUGCCGCGCCGCCCAGCGCCUGUGAGCAGGAGCGCACAGGACACUCUGGUGCGUGCCCGACCGUCUUCCACGUCCACUGCGCCCAGGACGUCUACAUCCAAGUCCACCAGCGCAAACAGCGACAGGUUCAAGACUCCGCUGCAGAGACCCAGCACCUCGGACAGCAGUGGACCGCGCGGUCGAACCACGUCGUCCAGCGUCACCACUCCCAGGUCGACCACCACGGGCGAGGACGAGUCGUGCUGCAUCGUGGCGGUGUGCGAGGGGCGCGGCCACGCUCGGGGCGAAGUGGGCAUCGCUGCUGUGAACAUCCUGCACCCCAGCCUGGUGCUGUGCCAGAUCAGCGACAGCCAGAGCUACCACAACGUGCUCACCAAGAUGAACAUCUUCAACCCCGUGGAGAUCAUCGUGCCGAACACGUUCUGCGACGGGAUGCAGCCGUCCAAGCUGUUUGUGGUGCUGAGCGACUUCUACCAGUGCGUGACGCCCGUGCAGAGACGCCACUUCAACGACACAGCAGGGCUGCAGCACAUUCAGCGCAUCUGCGUGUCCGAGUACGCCUCUGUCGAGAUGCUCAUCACACCCAAGUCAGUGCCUGCUUUUAGCUGCAUAGUGUAGCUUAGGUAUCGUCUGGUAUUCAAACUGUUGAGUUGACUGCAUAGUUUUACUUAUCAUUUCAGAUAAGAAAUUUUUUUAAACCCCAGUUUAAUGUAAAAUCCAAUCCAUGUACAAAAUACUGACAAUAUUAUAUUUUUAGUUUAAACACUAGUUACUCACACGUUUUGGUUGUUAUAGGAUCCAUGUAAACUGUAUUUUAGGUCAGAAAAUUUACGAACGUGCAGCAACAUAUGUAAUGUAAUUACAAUUAAUGAUACUCUUGUUCCUUGAGAUACUAUGUUGUUUGUAGGUUAAAUGUGUGAUAUGUGUUAUAACAGAAUGCAAAUAUAUUAUUUAUGUGUUCAUUAGGGUGACACUUAAAUUUUGAAUUUCAUAUUUUUUGAGGCAUACUUCCUAAAAACUUUUGUAAUCACCCAAUAUACUCUAGAAAAAAAAUAUUAGCCCUUUUUAAGAACAUUAUAAUACUAUAAACUUGUUCAUACAAGUCGCGCAAAUACUGCGCUGUGACCUGUAACCAAAUAUUUUAAUAUGACAAUAUGGGAAACUGGCCAAUUAUCAUUGGCGAAGCGCGAGAAUUUACUGCAUUGCUUUCAAGUAGGGGUGGACGGGAUCCCGAAAUUCGGGAAAAUAA